GAGAAAAAUGCCAAAAUUAAUAGUCACAAUUUUCACAUUUAUAAUAUUGACAUCCUACUUUGUAAAUGUGAGCUCUUCCGAGUCUCACGGCACCAAAUCACCACCAACAACAUGGGCAAACACUUCACCCUAUGGUAGUCACGAGCGUAAAACCGUCUUACAAUUCUACUUCCACGACGUAAUGACCGGGGAAUCCCCGACCGUCGCGUUGAUUGCCCAACCGAUAGGAGACAAUAACAACUCAGCUGCCUUGGGCUUCGGCAGCCUGUUUAUGGCGGAUGAUCCACUUACCGUUAGCCCUGACCCGAACUCGAACCUUGUUGGGCCGGCACAAGGUUUGUAUGGGGCAGCCUCCCAAGAAGGUGUGAACUUGAUCAUGGGGUUGAAUUAUGGAUUUGUUGAUGGGGUUUAUAAUGGGAGUUCUGUGGUUAUCUUUGGCCGGAAUUCGAUCAUGAAUCCGGUGAGGGAGUUUCCGGUUGUCGGAGGAACUGGGGUUUUUCGUAUGGCUCGUGGAUAUGCCGUGGCUGAAACUUACUUCUUUAAUAUUACUUCUCGGAAUGCUAUUGUUGGAUACAAUGUUACCAUUUUUCACCUUUAAUUUGGAAAUAUUAAUUUCAUCCCUAUCCAACUUGUACGUGCUUGUAUUUUUGUGUUUAAUUACAUAUUCUCGUUGUUUACCAAUUGCUUGUUGGUUCAGUGAUGAUUGAGGCUGAGCUUGUUAGGACGGACCGUGUGUUUGAUUCCCCGCAACAAUAAUUGGAAGAGGACUGGAAUCUAUCCACCCAAACUCACCCUGAAUACGGAUUAGCCAUAAGAGUGGAUCGAGUGGUAUUCCCGAUGUUUCGAUUUAAUGCUUACACUUUUAUAUUUUCAACGCUUGUCAGUAAUGUAAAUGUUUGAAUAUAAGCCUCUAUUAUACAAAAUAUUUGUAAAAAUUAUAAAAAGUUAAUAUCCGAAAGUAUAUAUAUGUAUAAUUUGUA
Molecule: messenger RNA, 980 nt
Organism: Spinacia oleracea (spinach)
Lineage: Eukaryota; Viridiplantae; Streptophyta; Magnoliopsida; Caryophyllales; Amaranthaceae
Product: dirigent protein 23-like
Exons: 1
Coding region: 8-598 (196 amino acids)
Source: RefSeq, a predicted model, not a curated record